Magnolia sinica is the source of this 907-nucleotide messenger RNA. Its product is annotated as CASP-like protein 2C1. The record is from RefSeq and is a predicted model, not a curated record. Lineage: Eukaryota; Viridiplantae; Streptophyta; Magnoliopsida; Magnoliales; Magnoliaceae. The transcript has 3 exons. Bases 24 to 596 code for a protein of 190 amino acids.
UAUAAAAGCAGGCCCAUGUAGGAAUGGAGGAGAGAAAUCUCCCAUCACAAAUGGGAAAUCUCAGCAUUCUGAAAGCUGAAGGUUUUCUAAGGCUCUUCUCUUUGCUGUUUGCAGUCUCAAGCGCGUGUCUCGUUGGCUUCGAUUCCCAGACUAAGGUGGUUUUCUUCUCCAUAAAGAAAAAAGCCACCGACAGAGACCUACCUGCACUCUCGAUUUUGGUGAUGGUAGAGGGGGUUGUUGCCGGUUAUAAUCUCAUUCAGCUAUGCAAGUGCAUGAUCUUUGCUGGGAUUAAGGAAAGGCCAAGUGGAUGUAACAAGGGUCUUGCAUGGACUUGUUUCUUGUUGGACCAGAUGGUGGCGUACGUUAGCUUUGCUGCCACCUCAGCUGCGACCCAAGCGUCGUUCCUGGCAAUCACCGGUGCAAGUCAUCUGCAGUGGAGUAAGCUGUGCAACGUAUACACGCGAUUCUGUGAGCAAAUCGCCGGUGGGCUAGUAUGUGGUUUUGCUGCCUCACUUAUUAUGACGACAGUUGGCGCGAUCUCAGCCUUUCAUCUCUUCAGGCGUUACUCUUCAAAGCAGUUCCUGGUCCUUAAAUGAGGACCGUAGGUUGGACGUGUAUUACUCUCGAGUGAAAUGGUAAGUGUACUCGCAUCCACGUGUGAGAUGGACGUGCGGCUUCAGGCACACGUGUCAAUGUGGCACAUGUGUGGGUUUGGCUUGCCUGGUGAGUGGACCAACAUAUGCUCGCAGUGGACACUAUACCUAAUGAACGGCUUUCUCUCACACGUGUGCCAUGAGCCCCUACGUGCAUCCACACGUGUCAGUACACUUGGCAUUCCUCAUCUCUUCUCCUGGAAUAUAUGAGAAUUUUCUACUUUUCAUAAAAGGUCGAGUACAAUCUCUUCCCC